Messenger RNA from Amphiprion ocellaris (clown anemonefish), 7951 nucleotides. It is a transcript of the gene adcy5, whose product is annotated as adenylate cyclase 5. Gene Ontology annotation, cellular component: plasma membrane. The coding region runs from base 1044 to 4637 and encodes 1197 amino acids. The transcript is spliced from 21 exons. Gene Ontology annotation, biological process: adenylate cyclase-inhibiting G protein-coupled receptor signaling pathway; intracellular signal transduction; adenylate cyclase-activating G protein-coupled receptor signaling pathway. The record is from RefSeq and is a predicted model, not a curated record. NCBI's taxonomy places the organism in Eukaryota, Metazoa, Chordata, Actinopteri, Pomacentridae. Gene Ontology annotation, molecular function: adenylate cyclase activity.
GGCCCCAGGAAGCACACUUGGUUGAAAGACCAUUAAAGCAGCAAUCAGCGGUAAAUAUGUUAUGAUGCCACGCUCAAAACAGACAUCGAGAGGAUCGUCCAAAGCUUCCGUAGGAGAGCGCUUCUGCACCGCGUAGACGCUUCACGAAAUGCCGCCUCUGUUGCUACUGCUGUGCGUAACCGCUGCGGAGGAGGCUGCAAAUCAGAUCAGGGGUCGCUCUCUGGGGGUUUGAGCAAUGAUGGACAGCUGUUGGACAUUGAUUGAAGGAUGAAUUAAACGUGCGGUAGCGCAGGAUCACACCAUGGACCGAGGAGCUGUGUUCUGUGACUGCCUGAAGUGGAGGAGGAGGUGGAGAAGGAGCGGCUGACUAUUCCUCUCUGCUCCGAUCAGCACAAGUGUGAGGAGGAUUCGUCAUGAUGCUUUUUGGUCAAAACGUGAGGCUCCCGCUGCCACCCAGCCUCAAAUGUUUGGCCGAGGCAGGUGCAUGAAGACUUUCCAACAUGGGAUUACUAUUUUUUUAGUAUUUCGAUCCACCUCCGUCUUUUCUGUGCACAAGAAAUACAGGAAACAUGUCCGCAGAUGUAUAACGGAUUCGUAAUUGAUGGUGCUGCGCUAUGAUCUCGGGGGACUGAGUUGUGUAAUGAUUUUUAUUCCAUCUACAACAAUCUCUCCACGGAUGAUGGUUAAUUGGGCCCAAUGAUGUAGAGUCAAAUCCACCUGGAUCUCAUGUUCCCUCCUCUUGUGGCGAAACUGGCUCCCCUGUGACUUUUGCGCAUAUUCAAUUGUUUUUAUCCCCAGAGCUUCUCUCUGGUUGUUGCUUUGGAUGAUUCCAUUCCAAAUCUUGUAGAAUUUUCCUCAAAAAGUGGAGAUUUAACUGUACUGGCUUCACAUGCGCAAAACAUGGGGAAUUCUGUUCAUAAAAGACGUUUAAUGCGCCUCAUCCUUGGCACCAAAUAGUUCCCUGACUUUAUUUCUCAGUGGAACAAAAACUUUUUCUGUAGAAUUUAAUUCCUCAGGCACAGCCCUGUGCUUCUGCUCUCCACAUGUCCAGAUCAAACAGUGUCAGCCCACCCGGAGUCGGUGCGCCCGGGCUGAGGGGAGGGACCGAACACAGAUCAGCUUGGGGAGAGUCUGAGUCUGUGGCCAACGGGUGCCCAUACUCGGCCAGAUCCCCGCGCAAGAAGCUCACCCGGACCAACAGCCGGUGGAGGGAGGAGGAUGAUCUGGAGCACCGGCCGAGCGGGCGAACCUCCACCGCGGUCAGCAGGGUCAGCUUCAGGUCCAGGUCGGCUUGGCAGGACCAUGGCGAGGAGAGCCGAGACAACAACCGCGCAUCCAGCAAGCGUCCAGACGGCGAGGUGAUACCCAAGUCCGUGGAGCUGGGUCUGGAAGAGCGCAGAGCCAAGCCGAGAACCGACGAGGAGGAGGUCAUGCCCGAAGUAAACUUUUCUCUGGUGGCCUGCUGCACCAGCGUCAUGCACAUUUUCAAAUCCAAGAAAUUCCAGUCGGAGAAGCUGGAGCGACUCUACCAGCGCUACUUUUUCCGCCUCAACCAGAGCAGCUUGACUAUGCUCAUGGCAGUACUCGUGCUGGUCUUCACAGUCAUGCUGGGCUUUCACUGCUCCGGUGGGACUGCGGGGCCGAGCGUCACUUUCGUGGUGGUGUUUUCCGUGGCUAUCUUCCUUACGCUCGUACUUAUGGUGGUGUGCAACAGGAACGGCUUCCACCAGGACCACAUGUGGGUGGUGUGCUAUGUGGUCAUCCUGGUGGUGCUGGUGAUCCAGGUGAUCGGAGUACUGCUCGUUCAGCCCAGAAGUGCCUCGGAGGGGAUCUGGUGGACCGUGUUCUUCAUCCAUGUAAUCUAUACUUUGCUGCCCGUCAGGAUGCGCGCCGCAGUCAUCACUGGAGUUAUACUUUCCGCCAUCCACGUGACCAUUUCUGGGAUGUUAAACGGGAUGGACAGCUUUCUGUGGAAACAGAUAGUGUCCAACGUGUUGAUCUUCUCCUGCACCAACAUUGUGGGAGUUUGCACCCAUUACCCUGCUGAGGGCUCCCAGAGGCAGGCCUUCCAGGAGACCAGAGAGUGCAUCCAGGCUCGUCUGCACUCGCAGAGGGAAAACCAGCAGCAGGAGCGUCUUCUGCUCUCAGUACUUCCCCGCCAUGUUGCCAUGGAGAUGAAAGCUGACAUAAAUGCCAAGCAGGAAGACAUGAUGUUUCACAAGAUCUACAUCCAGAAGCACGACAAUGUCAGCAUCCUUUUUGCAGACAUCGAAGGUUUCACCAGUUUGGCCUCCCAGUGCACAGCGCAGGAGUUGGUGAUGACUCUCAAUGAACUUUUCGCCCGGUUUGACAAGCUGGCAGCGGAGAACCACUGUCUGCGGAUCAAGAUCCUGGGCGACUGCUACUACUGUGUAUCAGGGCUGCCAGAGGCCAGAGCCGACCACGCCCACUGCUGUGUCGAGAUGGGACUGGACAUGAUAGAGGCCAUCUCGCUGGUACGGGAGGUGACGGGGGUGAAUGUGAACAUGCGAGUGGGCAUCCACAGUGGCAGAGUCCAUUGUGGGGUUCUGGGACUCAGGAAGUGGCAGUUUGAUGUUUGGUCCAAUGAUGUCACACUAGCAAACCAGAUGGAAGCUGGAGGCCAAGCUGGGCGUAUCCACAUCACUAAAGCUACUUUGAAUUACCUGAACGGUGACUACGAUGUGGAACCAGGGGCAGGAGGAGAAAGAAACGCCUACCUGAAGAAGAACAGCAUAGAAACCUACCUCAUUGUUGGCUGCAGUCAGAAAAGGAAAGAGGAAAAGGCCAUGAUCGCCAAAAUGAACCGACAGCGGACCAACUCUGUCACCCACAACAGUGGCCACUGGACCGACCGUCCCUUCUACAACCAUCUGGGGGGAAACCAAGUCUCCAAGGAGAUGAAGAGGAUGGGCUUUGAAGACCCCAAGGACAAGCAUUUCAUUUUCAGAAACACACAGGAAAACCUAAACCCGGAGGACGAGGUGGACGAGUUCCUGGGCCGAGCCAUCGACGCCCGGAGCAUCGACCGGCUGCGAUCGGAGCACGUCAAGAAGUUCCUGCUCACCUUCAGAGAGCCUGACCUGGAGAAGAAGUAUUCUAAACAGGUGGACUCCAGGUUUGGAGCUUAUGUCGCCUGCGCCUCCCUCGUCUUUCUCUUCAUCUGCUUCAUCCAGAUCGUCAUCGUGCCAUCCUCCAGGCUGAUGAUCGGCUUCUUCAUCACCUGCCUCAUUAUCCUGAUGGCCGUCAUGUUCGUCUCAGCUGUUUACUGCUGUUUCGGGAUCUUCCCGGUUCCUCUGCAGACUCUUUCAAAGAGGAUCGUCCAGUCUAGACUCAACAGCACUUUGGUCGGCGUCUUCACUAUCAUUGUCGUCUUUCUUUCUGCUUUCAUCAAUAUUUUCACCUGCAGCAGCAACGACCUUCGGAGCUGCAUCAAAGCGGAGCUGAACAUCAGCCUGGACAGUGUGAACGCCUGCCACGCUCACCUCCUCAACUACAGCCUGGACGCUCCAAACAGCCCCUGUGGAGACGAUGCUCUCAUCUGCAGCUUUCCUGAGUACUUCUCGUCCUGUGUGCUGCUCAGCCUGCUGGCCUGCUCCGUCUUCCUGCAGGUCAGCAGUAUUGGUAAACUCUUCCUCAUGCUCUUCAUUGAGCUGCUCUACCUGCUCAUCAUGGAGGUGCCCAAAGUGAGCCUGUUCGACAACCAGGACCUACUGGUUAUGGCCAACGCCAUCAACGCUGUCGAGCAACUGAAUGGAACAAGCUGUGUGGUCGACACCAAGGUUCCUCUGAGGAUCAUGACUCCGGUGGUGAUCACAGUGUUUGUUCUGGCUCUCUACCUUCACGCCCAGCAGGUGGAGUCCACAGCCAGGCUGGACUUCCUCUGGAAGCUGCAGGCCACAGAGGAGAAGGAGGAGAUGGAGGAACUUCAGGCCUACAACCGGCGUCUCCUCCACAACAUCCUGCCGAAAGACGUGGCCGCUCACUUCCUGCAGCGCGAGCGGCGAAACGACGAGCUCUACUACCAGUCCUGUGAGUGCGUCGCUGUCAUGUUUGCCUCCAUCAGUAACUUCUCUGAGUUCUACGUGGAGCUGGAGGCCAACAACGAGGGGGUCGAGUGUCUUCGGCUGCUCAAUGAAAUCAUCGCCGACUUUGAUGAGAUCAUCAGCGAGGAUCAGUUCCGCCAGCUGGAGAAGAUCAAGACCAUUGGCUCCACCUAUAUGGCGGCGUCCGGCCUCAACGACUCCACGUACGACAAGGCCGGGCGCUCGCACAUCCGAGCACUGGCUGACUACGCCAUGAGGCUGAUGGACCAGAUGAAAUACAUCAAUGAACACUCCUUUAACAACUUCAAGAUGAAAAUAGGUCUGAACAUUGGUCCGGUAGUUGCUGGGGUAAUUGGGGCCAGGAAGCCUCAGUACGACAUCUGGGGGAACACAGUAAAUGUGGCAAGUCGCAUGGACAGCACAGGUGUACCGGAGAGGAUCCAGGUGACCACCGAUCUGUACCAGGUACUGAGCUCCUAUAACUACACACUGGAAUACAGAGGCGUGGUCACAGUCAAGGGCAAAGGGGAGAUGAUGACCUACUUCCUCACCAAUGGACCCUCCAGCAGUUAACCCACAUUGAGUGGCAGACACAAAACGAGUUAAGCGCCUUAUGACAAAACAAGCAGGCUCACAGACCUCUCUGAUAGCUUCCGGCGGACGGAGACUGACUCUCUUCUCGCAGCACCAAACCCUCCUCAAACCCCAAGCCACAACGGAUGAGAAACUCCAUCCCAAAGCUCAGCCUGUGGAAGAGCUUAUGGGUAGCAGAGGCCUUGCUAGCUUGAAUCUGCUGAUGAGACCAAAGAUGUCCAAUCGGAGCGCAAAGACAGAUUUCGGUCGCGAAGGAAUAACGUUCUAUUAGAAAUUUGAUUCGCUUCAAUCUACCGAAGUGUUUUCGGACAAAUCUUGCAGGAGGACAUAAGCUACGCGGCCUCCUCUCUUUCUUUCUGCCUUUCACCUGCUGAAGUACAUACAGUAUGUACAUGUAAAACACAGAAGGUUUUAUGUGUAUGUAUUUGAUUUCAUGUACUGUUUGUAAAACACUUUUUCCAUGUUGUUGUGAUACAGGUACAAAUCUCUAAAGUGUGGGCACUAAGCCAGCACUGCAGCACUAUCCGUCCUGCUAUCGAUAUCUAAUCACAUCAGUAAUUAACAGAUUGAUGGAGUCAUAGCAACUUAUGUCUUAUUGCUGAAGAGUACAAAUGAGGAGAUCCCUGUUAAACUGUACAGAGAGAAGAUGCUGCCCAGUGUUUACAGAAAGCUUCCUGUCAGACGCGUGAAAUCACAACCUCCUAUGAUAGUAUCAACAGCAUAUAAACACACUAAGAGGAUGUCAGCGAAGAGCUUUUUCUAAUCUUCAAAAUUUUUGUAUUUUGACUUCGGAACACCAACCCUAUGAGAUAUUUUAAGAUUCUAUAUUUUGUACAUUAAUAUAUUAGAGAGCUAUCUAUAAACACCAGUGUGUAUUCAGAUGUACAUACUGUAUAACUCUCAUGUUGGGAUUUCAGUAGUGCUCACUGGUGUUGCCUGAUCACAGCCACAGCUAAUGUGCCAUUUAGCUUCAGCAGAUCAACACUCCUGAAUGCCUUUUUUUUUUUUUUGGUCUUGCUCUUUUCAGUGAAAUUGAGCAUGUUCAAUCUACAGGAAGCCCGCCGUUUGUUGAUAUGACGCCGUUCACGAUGAUUUCCCUUCGUUGAUGUGUUUCAAUCUCACUGUAAGAAGUAAGUGUCAAACCAAGUGAGGGCGCGCUUUGAAUGACAGACUGGAGGACGGAAAUGCAUCAGUUUCUGGUGCCCAAAAAGCCAUUUUGCACUGCAGUGCUUUCAGCUGUCCACCUGUCCACGACCCACUCUUGUUUGCUCAAUCAGAUGGUACGACCCAAUGAAUGUCCAAUGAUCUCCGAUGAGGCCUUUAAUAUGGACUCUGUUCUGACAAUGGUGAAGAUGCUCAUUCUGUGGACAGAUGAGCUCGUGUGGAUAUGUGCCCUUUCAUCUGCUGUUUUCUUUUCUCAUCCAAGCAGUUUUCUCCAGUAUUACAUCAUUUCUCAGCAUGUCAUCAGACAAACCGACCUGUUUCAUAGACUUGAGUGAUUUUUAGCGAUGUUUUUACCAGAUGCUGCAUCUGGUUUAGUUUAUCUUGGCUAUCUUAGUUUAUCUCGUGCCAGGUUUUCAAAAAGAAUUCAAUCAAAGCUUAAAAGGAUCUCAUGAAAAAAGCAAAAUCUACAUGCAAAAUCCUAACUUCCAUGCUUUCUGAUAAUCUUUAUAUACUUUCAUGUGCUGCAUUUUCAGCCCCUGUGAAAACAAACAUUACUCACACUGGAUUCUGCAAAUUAAUUGGGACUUUCGCUAUAAAAUCCACAUUGGUGUGUGAGGCUAGUAAUUUUUUACUGCACUGAUGUUAUUUGUGACUCAGAAUGAACUGCAGUGCCAUUGUAAUAAUUAGACUUAGUUCUGUUAAAAUGCUGCCUAUAAAUAAAGUGAAUUUUUACACAGUUGCCAGAAAUUAAUUAAAUUUGAAUUGAAAUGAUCCAUAUGCAAUAAUAAAAAGAAACUAGGAGGGCACUCCUGCUUCCACACCUGAAUUUAAUGGGCUGUUUCUUCCACUUUUCCAUCGAGUUUCAGGAAAAUUGGGAUGUUAGUGCUUGCAUAAUGCUGCUGACUGAAAAUGAAAAUGUUAUGUCCUUGGCAGAGGUAAUAAUUAAACAUUAAAAGGUAAUUAGAAUGCAAAGAGGAACAGCUUAUGCUGUGAUUUGCCAGCAGCAGUGUGUUGACAGGAGUCUGGCCAGUCAGACCCCGGCUGCUGCUCAGUGAGUUGGAUUUCAGUGGAUUUUUAUAUAUUGACUAUUUUUAAUGAACACAAUACAUAUUUAAACAAGAAGAAAACAUUUUUACCAUGUACUGAUAAAUGGAAUCACAAAUAAACAAUUUAGAAGCAUUUUAAAAAUUAUUUUGUGAAACUGCUUAAAGGUAGAAUUGGGAAAUAAUUAAUAAAUAGAUGUUAGAAAAUUUAAAUAUUUGAUCUUUUUGAGGUUAGGUUUGGAUAAUAUUAAUGCAAAUAUAAUCCAAAAAGUUUGCUUUUAAAAACUCAUCAAUGUAUUUUAAGUUUUUUUCAGUGACACACUCUAUGCUUUCUGUGUCAUUGUCAAAAUUGUAUAAUAAUAUGGCUCACUAAUGAAUAGUUUUUUUUUAUGACAAAGACACUUUGUAGUACAGAGGCAUAAGAUAUAUCAGUAUAUUACUACACUAGCAAUACUUAUUAAAAAGAUCUUUACAGUUUGGUCUUUUCAUGGGAUUUCGUUGACAGUAAAAAAACAAAACAAAAAACGAUUAGCCUUAUCUUUAAAAUCCUAGUGAUUUUUCUUUUACUUUCCUUUAUUUAAAAAAAAGGACAAAAGAAGGAUGGCAUUUGUCCACAAUGUUUGUUUUGAGCUUGUGGAAUGAGGAAACCCUGCACUGGUCUACUCUGGUGGUUUUUGUCUUGUUAAUGUACUGUACUGUUGCCACCAUUAUCUUUACACACCAUUACUUAAACUUUCGCCCCAUUUGACUCAUUGAUUGCAGUGCCCUUCUACGCCCAUGUGAGCCCCUUUCUAUUGUACCAUUUGCUGUGAAUGAAUGUGCCACUGGAGAACGCGAGGUGUUGGAGAGAAGGCACAAAUCAGAGAUGAUGGGAUGAGUUUGUACUUUCUGAAAGAUUAGGGGAAGAUCACAUGGUUUUUAUUUCUGCAGCUGAAGAUGCUCAUAAUGACAUGAUGAAGGUGAAGCAGUGUCUGUGACAAAAACAACUUCAGAGACAAAACCAUGGGUUGUUUUUUGUUGUCAUGUUAAACACUAUGCUUCUUUUUUAUAUACAGUAAAAUAAACUGCUGAGAUGUUUCACAUGUA